GAGCCACGCAACUCAAACUCUUUAGUAAGAAUACUUUAAAACAAUGUCCUCUUCUUCAGACAAGUGUGUGUUGUUCCCAUGUCUCUUCUUUGCUUGCCUUCUGUUCACAGUUUCAGAGAAACACGUAGCUGGGGAAGAAUCCGACAAAGUGAAGGUCAAUCUUUACUACGAAUCACUCUGUCCGGCAUGUCAGGAGUUCAUCGUCAACUAUCUGGUCAGAAUCUUUUACACUGAUCUCGGCACAAUCACUGAUCUCAAGCUCGUUCCAUUUGGUAACGCCAAAGUAUCCGAUAAUCUGACCAUCACUUGCCAGCAUGGUGAAGAGGAAUGCAAACUAAACGCUAUUGAAGCUUGCGUCAUAAGAACUUUCCCUGAUCCGAAAACGCAGUACAUGUUCAUAAGGUGCGUUGAAAAGAACACGACAAACUGGGAAUCAUGUUUAACGAACUCGAAGACAAAAAAGGCCAUCAAUGAUUGUUACAACAGUGAUCUCUCUAAAACGCUCAUACUCGAGUAUGCAAACAUGACUUUCAGUUUGAAACCGCAACAUAAAUACGUACCAUGGGUCACAAUCAACACCAAACCACUCGACCCAGAAAGUCCUGAUGAUUUUGUGGCCCAAAUUUGCAAAGCGUACAAAGGAAAGGCUGCUCUCCCAAAAAGCUGCACUUCCUCUGUUUUGUCUAAGUCGCUUGAGAGCGAAGUGUCGAAGCUUCAAGUCUCAUAUGCCGAUGAAGCUUGGAAUUAACUAUAUCAAAACAUAUUAUUGAAUUAUGAUGCAUGGAUUCAAGCUUAUGUUACUGGAAUAUAAUAA
Messenger RNA from Eruca vesicaria subsp. sativa (arugula), 814 nucleotides. NCBI's taxonomy places the organism in Eukaryota, Viridiplantae, Streptophyta, Magnoliopsida, Brassicales, Brassicaceae. The record is from the annotation of a GenBank genome assembly.